AUGUGGCCGAUAUCGGAUCCCGUAUUCAACACCUCCGGCUCAGUGACAGCUUAUUCCCACGGCAACAUCAAUUUUCGCAUAGCGACUCAGACGCAACAGGCAAAGUGCGAUCGUGCUAUGACCGUUCGCCAUCAGGAAGAAGCCGUCAGGGAUACCCCGCCUGGGUUCUACCGCAUCGGGACAGAGUGCACUAGCGCGGAGCAGCUGGGCCUCGCGCCGGCCGCCCAAAAUCCACCGGAUACGGUCGAGCUGCUUAUGAGCAGAAUGAUGGUUGCCAAUCACUUCGAAGCUAACGAUUUAGCCCGACACAGGUUACCCAAAACUUCCAACAACACUACCAAAACCUUCUACAAAAUGUUCACUACCUUGAUCAAGCUCACUACCCUCAUCUCCUCUGUUGCUCUUAACGGAGUAUCCUCUUUUGCACAGGCUGUUCUUGCCUAUGCGCUCACUGAGCGCAGCCGCCUUGAUGACCUUGAAGCCCAGCUCUUGGUCAGGGAGCAAGUGACUGUUCAAAAGAGAGCUCAUGUUACGCGGGUCUGUGCUGUUGUUGCCCGGUCUGUUGACGCAGAUGAAGAGUGUGCUGAGGAAGAAGUCAAGGAAGAGGAUGUUCGCGACACAGAAAAGACCAUUUAUGAGAUGAAUGCUCCCUUGGAUGAAGAAGAGCUUGACGCCCCUGUCGACAAGGCUUGCAGUGGCCCUGCCUUUUGGUAUGCUGGCCGCUGUGGCAUGUUCAGCAGCGAGCUCAACUUCAUCCUUGAGAGUGAUGAAGAAGAAGAAGAGUUUAGCAAUGAAGAGUCAAUCUUCACUGCUGAACGUCGCAGCUUGAGCCCAUCCGCCGAGUCCGUCGAGCUGGGCAACUUCUACGCGCCCAUAAAUGCGCCGUCUUUGGGUUCUCUGAAGACCAAAAUCUAUGAAAGCUCCACCCAUGGGUAUUUUGGCGCCGUUUUUAACGAGAGGCGUCACUUUGACGUCUGUAUACACCAUGGCAUGGGCCAGGAGUCUAUUUCUCAUAUGUAUUUGGACAUCACUGAGGACUCUACCCCUGCUGUUACCACCCUCUCAUCCUUCUUCGUUUUAGACGAAGAUGAAGAGGAGCUCCCCGAACUCCCCACUGAGUGGAUGACUAGCUGUUCUGCAGUCGAGUGUACCGCGGGAAAGUUCUGA
Messenger RNA from Saitoella complicata NRRL Y-17804, 1167 nucleotides. RefSeq lists its product as uncharacterized. The transcript is spliced from 3 exons. The record is from RefSeq and is a predicted model, not a curated record. The coding region runs from base 1 to 1167 and encodes 388 amino acids. NCBI's taxonomy places the organism in Eukaryota, Fungi, Ascomycota, Saitoellomycetes, Saitoellales, Saitoellaceae.